GCGCGCAACGCACAAAUUGCGGCGGUGCGAAAGAGCACACACUACAGCCCUCGUUCUUGGAGCGAGAGAGAGCGAGAGCAUAGGCCGAAAAACACGCGUUGCUGCUGCUGCCACUGCAGAAUUUUCCACUAUUUGUUUAAAUUUUCAAGACGAGGCGAGAAUCAGAAUGUCCAGCUCCGGUAGGAAGCGCAAGCAGCAGCUGAAGCCGCGCCUGGACGAGCACCGGUCGCCGGUGAAGCGGGAUCGCACGGACAUCAAGACGGAGGGCCUGGACCGCUAUCCGGCGCUGGCGGACUACGACCUGAGUACGGCCGACAUCAAGCCAGACCUCACGGAACUGCAACUCCAGCUGGCGGCCGAGCAGCGGGUCGUCAGUAGGGCCCCCAGCCACUCGGAGUUGGAGCAGCAGGAGAGCGAUUCGGACGAGGACGGCUAUUCGGAGACGAACUACCACGCGGCCGAUGUCUUCUGCCAGGACGAACCAGACGACUAUGACCCGGAGUGGAGCAGCCAACAGGCGGGCAGCAGAUUGCUGUUCAAGUUCCACAUGCCAUCGCCUCAGACGGGCCUUAAGAGCGACAAGUGCCCGCUGCACUUCUUCAACCAACUGCUGGGCUACCGCUCAAAGUUCUUCGGCUUGCUGGCAAAGGGUUGCAACCUCAAAGGAGGAUUGCUCUCCACCAAUGCCGAGGAGAUGGAAACCUUUGUCGGCCUCUCGCUCCUCUUGAGCGACGUGAAGCUGGAACACCUGGAAGACUACUGGAGCAGCAACAAGUACUAUGGUUUUGCCGGCUUCGGCAUGAAAAUGAGCUUGGAUCGUUAUCGCCAGUUGUUGCAGUGCCUCAACUUUGAUCCUCUCCAACCCCAAACGGGAAGGUCCAAGGCCAAGGACGAUUUCCCGCUGCUGAACUUCAUCAACGAGCGCAUGGCCGAGCAGCACGUUUGUGGCCAGCAACUGGUGCUCAAUGAUCCCAUUAUUCUCUGGAAGGGCAGAUUUAGCUACCACAAGGAUCUACCCGACAAGUUUCGCUGCAACGCUCUAGUUCUGCACUUGCUGACCGAGCAGAGUGGCCUGGUGGUGAAGCUCCUGCCCGAGAUUGUGCGGCGGGAGGACUCGCCCGCAUGGGUGCGCAACUCCCGGCAGCUGGUGGAGCACAGAAACCGGCUGGGCUUGAAGCUUGUAGAAGAUCACCAAGGCGGGCGCACUGUGUACACCUCAAAGUUCUACGGCAGCUACGGCCUCGCCUAUGAGCUGACCAAGAGAAGCACCUACUGCACUGGCAUACUGGACAGGAACAGGUAUGGGAAUAGCAAGGCUCUGGUGCACCAGCAGUUGGCUCCCAACAGCAUCGCCACCAGCUAUGCCACCAGCCUGAUGAUGGCCAAGUGGCGUCGGCGGGAGAAGACCUUGUACUUCUUUAGCUCCGACUGUCUGGCCAUCUACGCAAAGGAGAUGUCCAUGCAGAAAACCAAUGCCAGACCCAAGCUGAUCCAGGAGUUGGACUGGCAACUACGGCAUAGCAGCGAAAGUCGCCAGCACCUGAUCUACUAUCAACCCGGCUGCCAGGACCUUUCCACAGACAAGAAACUGGUCAUCUUUCUCCUCAACAUCCUCGUCUACAAUGCCUACUUGCUAUACGUGGCCAACGUGCAGAAUUCACGCAGUGGACGCCUGAAAAGCUACUCGGAAUUCCGUGUUGCCAUCAUCAAGUCACUGCUAAAAGAGGAGGUUGCCAAGGAACCAGUGGCGGUUAGUCCCCAGAUGACAGAGAAACCCGAAAAGGGCAGGCAGAAACAAGUAGCCGACGAUGAGACAAAGGAGAUUCGUCAUGAGCCAGCUCAGAUCCAGCAGAACGGGAAGCCGGCGCGAAAGAACUGUCGCUAUUGCCACAAGGGCGGUAUGCUGCAGUUCAGCAAGUUUAUGUGCAAAACCUGUCCAGACAAGCCGGGGCUGUGCUGGGAGCCCUGCUUCCGUCUCUGGCAUGAGCAGCUCAAGAAAUAAGUGAAUUUUUCUAAUUUAAGUUGAUUUCUAAAUGUUUAAAGAGUGCAAAGUUAAUUAAACACUUGCUGUGAGGAAAGUUUACUGAAUAUGUAAAGGUUUUUUU
Drosophila kikkawai is the source of this 2105-nucleotide messenger RNA. RefSeq lists its product as uncharacterized. Lineage: Eukaryota; Metazoa; Arthropoda; Insecta; Diptera; Drosophilidae. The record is from RefSeq and is a predicted model, not a curated record.